GCAAGAGAUUGAUGUUAAAAGGCACAUGGCAGGGAAAUGUGGCAAGCUGUGGGAAACCUUGAACACCCACAGUGACCCAUUUGCCCCAAAGUGUUGCAAGCCGCAGUAAUGCACAAGAACCCGUGUCUAGAGCCAGCUGGUUUGUUCUCAUUGCCUUAGCAGGGUGGGAAUGGGAGGUUCAUCAGCAGUGAAGUGUGCAUGGAGAAACAGUAAGUGGGACUCUGAUAAUAUAAGGCAGAUCUAGGGGAUUUUGUUUGAAAGCUGACUACCUGACAGUUUGCAGAAUCUGUCUUAAAAAUCCUGCAUGAUAACAGCAGCGACAACGAAAUAGACUCUGUUUAUUCUAAAAUUCUGCUGCUUGUCGAUAACCAGCCAUAGCAGCAUUUGCAGCUCCUGUGGCUGCGCAGAGCACUUGCCCAAGGCUCUCCAGUGCUCACUGGUGGCGGUGCUUUUAGGAGCAAUCUGAGAUUGGAGGCCUCCCAGAAGAUACAGUGGGUUUACGUGGAGGUAUUUUGGAAAGGAUGCUCCUGACCUUGGAGAUACUUUGUUUCUUUGCAGGUGGCUGAAAGCUACUGUUUGUAUUACAGAGUUUUGCGACCUUGUUGCUGUGCUCCUCUUCCAGCCCGGUACUCAUCUCACCCAAAAGCGCAGCCCUGCGGCCUGCCUUUGGGAGGGAGCACCAUGUUCAGUGCUAUAAGUGCCUGGAGUUCAGGGAUCCCAGAGCCUGACUGCUCCAUGUACAGCGUGGAAACCCCAACCAAACAGCAGGGGGAAGGGCAUGCUGGGGUUCGGUUGGGUGAUGUCUGCAUCGCCUUCCAUGGAGGUCUUGCCAGGAUGGGGUACGUUGCUGAGAAGGCAGAUGUUUGCUUUCUGCUUCACCCACUGAGUCCAGGUGCUGCUCAGGGGCUUCUCUGUUGGUGGAACAGUUCUGUUUUAUCGCCAAGUAGUGGCAUGGACGUGAGCUUUCUUCUCUGGUGCACUUUGCAAAUCAUGAAAAGAUGUAAGCAAACAGGUGAAGGAAUGCACAAGUAGCCACUUGGCAGCCAGGAAUUUCAUUUCCAUCCAGUUCUCACUGGAUGAGUGCUGCUCCUUCACUUACUGAAGUGCAGCCUCCGCCUGCUGGCCCUGGCAUCUGAGAAGAGCCCAAGUCCCACCUAGCAGUGGGCUUCACAUUGUAAUUCUUUUUUUUUUUUUUUUUUUUAAUGGCCACACCACUGCUGAAUAUUUGUUGUAGUUGUUGAUUUUUGCUAAUACAAACAUUACACCUUUUUAAUCAUUAGCAUUUCAGAACAAGAAGUUUACUUAUCAUUUAUGUGACCUUUUCUGACCAGCCAAAGUGCCAUGAACUCCAAGGUCAAGCCUUUAUCUUCAGCGCUGCCUCUCUGCUCUCGUGUUACGACACAGUCUUUGCUAACAAAGAGUUCCUUCUUCUUUCGAGUGUAGAUACAUGUGAAACUAAAGCUAUGGUUUCUCAAGCAUUUUGAGCUCGUAGAAAUGAAGGCGGCUUUUUUGUUUGCUUUUCUUAUUGAAAAAAAGGAAAUUCUUCCUGCUGGGUGGAGGCCCAAGUGCCAGAUCUGGGAGGUGAUAUGCCCGAGAACAGAGAGGUUUUGGGGAGCAGUGUUCAGAUAGAUAACACAUCCCUUGGUCGGAGUCUCUGUGACACUGUGUGGGCAGCCGUACGCUGGUGCCAGGGAAAGGGCUGAGCAGUGCAGCAAGGUGCAGGACAGGACUGCGCUGUCCCAUUGUUGUCCCCCUGCCAGGAGAACUUCUCAGCCCUGCUCUGUCCCUCACUCCCAUGCCAAACCUUUGAGUCAGCAUGGAGCGCUCACACCGAGAUAUAUGGAACUCAUCUGGCAAUAAAUAUCCCCUUUCGAAAAUGUUGCACUUUGUUUUUUUCCAGGGUGUGCCCAGCCUUGUGGCAAACAGUGGGUGUAUGUGUUUAUUAACUGGGUUUGGAGAUGGGAAGCAAAACAGGUGACCCAGAGCACAGCUCCUGGUUUAAAAGCAGUGGUGUGUUUUCUGGUGUUCAGGUUUGUGCCUUGAAGGAGUCAAGAGUGUUACAGCUGCUUAUUUUGUAUCAUUUUGUUCUUCACUCUUUUACAAAACAAAUUAUAGUCAAAUAGAUCUGCCUACGUAAAGAGUUCUCAGUGUUCUUUAAAAUGCAUUUCUAGGAAAUACUUUUUAAAAUUUUGUAUGCAAGCCUCUGAUAAAUAGCUUAGUAGAAACCUAUACUCAACUGUAUCAAAAUGCAUACAAUGAGAAUAGCAUACGUGUGAAUAACUUACCGGAACAUCAAGUUUAGAGCAAUUUAAAUGAGAGCUAAUAAACUACAGCCAUUCUUUCCAAUGUGACGUAUAAAUACCUGGCUGUUAAAAUAGCAGCUAUUUCUCAUGGUAAGAGAGGCUCCAAAGCAGAUGCUAACGUCAGCGCGUGUGCAGGAGGUGCUCAGUGUGUCUCUAUAAUACCCAUGUUACAUUGAUUUAAUUAGUGGUUUUAUGCUAUUUAUCACUCCGCUAAUCUUGGUGGGAAGGUUUUGUUGGGGGAGGAUUAGUUAUUUAAUCUGCAUUUUUUAUCGGAAUGUUUUUGUAGUUCAGUGUUAUCUAAAGGAAAAUAGUGCAUUUCCUCAGUUGUUGUUUGUAUUGUGUUUGUUUGUUUUUAGGAGAAAAUGUUUCUCUUGAAUUACUGAUGGAUUUAGGCGCCCAAAAUUUUAGAUUCAUUGGGAUGUGAUAAAUGUUUAUAAUAUCUAAAGGGAGGUGGGAUGCAGAUGGAUGAGGCCAGGCUCUUCUUGGUGGUGUGUAGCGAUAGGACAAGGAGAAUAGCCUAAAACUUGUACAUAGGAAGCUCUGUACUAAGAUGUGGAAGAACUUUUUUAUGGUAAGGGUGACAGAGCACUGGAACAGGCUGCCCAGAAAGGUUGUGGAGUCUCCUUCUGCGGAGUUAUUCAUGACCCAUCUGAACACCUACCUGUGCGACCCAUUGUAGGGUAUCUGCUUUAUCAGGGGGUUGGACUCGAUGAUCUCCUGAGGUCCCUUCCAACCUCUGCAGUGCUGUGAUAAUGUAAAGAUCCUGUUUGUUACGCAGUCUGGCACGUAGGUGUUCUUGCUCUGUAACUUCAUCACAUGCCAUUAAUCUAGAAAAUUGCUGCAUGUAGACAAGCCCUCAGAGCAUGAGAUCUGUGAGACUGAAGCGGGUACGUGCUGGAUAUUUUUGUGUUGGAACUGGCACCUCAAUGUGUGACUUCUGCGCGAAGCAGCACUGUGGCAUCCUGAGCGUCAGUGCCUGAGAAGGGGAGGGCAGUUCAGGCACACGGCUCUGCUCACAGCCUGAGCCUGAUGUGCGGGCAAGUGGAAGCCUCCUCACCAGGGCAGGGGGAAACAGGCUAGGGGCUGAAAAGGGCCUGCCUGUGUGAAGGCUGCCUGGUUGCCACUCUAGCUGCUGGUCGCACGCUCCUGGCUCGAAGACGGCAGGUGUCUGAAGCGGCUCGGACCUGCGGGGACAGCCUGGCCCCACCACGGAUGCUGUGAACCAGGAGCUGGCCAAAGUGGGAGAGCUGCCGUAUCCCUUCCGACAGAGUGCCUACCAGAGUGCGUGCAGAAGGAUGGCUGCAGCAGAACCUCUGACCGCUUUCUCCCGAUGGUACCUCUAUGCCAUUCAUGGCUAUUUCUGUGAGGUGAUGUUCACAGCUGCCUGGGAGUUUGUGGUCAACUUUAACUGGAAGUUCCCAGGUGUUACCAGUGUGUGGGCACUCUUCAUCUAUGGCACCUCCAUCCUCAUCGUGGAGAAGAUGUAUCUGUAUCUCAAAGACAAGUGUCACAUUUUAGUACGUUGCUUCAUUUACACCCUUUGGACGUAUCUCUGGGAGUUCACCACUGGCCUCAUCCUACGCCAGUUCAAUGCCUGCCCAUGGGAUUAUUCCCAGUUUGAUUUUGACUUCAUGGGCCUGAUCACCCUGGAGUAUGCCAUCCCAUGGUUUUGUGCUUCUUUCAUCAUGGAACAGCUGGUGAUCAGGAACACCCUGCGCUUACGAUUUGAUGAGACUGCCGAGCCAGGGGCUCCCACUGUCCCUGUUGCCUUGGCCAAUGGCCAUGUGAAGACAGAUUGAACCAUGACUUGGAAUCACACUUAGCAAUUUGAGAGAGCCCAGACCUCUACUACAGGCUGUUGGCUCUGGCUUCGAGGUACUGCUCCUUGCUGUAUGAUAAGAUUAAUAAACCCCAUUUUUCUAAUGGGGGUAUGCAUGGGAUAUACCAGAAAAAAAUGGAACCAAUAGAUUUUCUAUGGAUUUUACUCUUUGGGCUCCAAGGACCAGUAUCAGUUACUUGUUAGUUAGGUCAUUUCUGAUUUUAACUUAUUACAGAUGAAAGCUGUCCUUUUGCUUACACUUGUGUGUAGAGAAAGAAGAAGGAGGAAAAAAAUGCUACAAUGGAAAAACAUUCAAAAAGGAAAAAUGUAAUCAUUGGAUGGUCAUGGACACGCCAGCUAAGUUAGUGAUUGGCUUACUCCAUUAGGCAAUAUUCAGGUGCUUGCUUGCAACCAAUACCUCCUGUGGGACCUGAGAUGCUGCAGGAACAAGGAAAACCCAUCUGCUAUGGAGAAGAAUCUAAGGCUGGCAGUCUGCUGGGGAGGUAGAUGGUGUUCCCCUCUUGAGGUCCCACUGGCCUACCGUGAGGUUCUUUGUUGCACCACAGUAUAAUCUGGUGCUGGACAUCUUGCUGAAUUUAUACAAAUCUUAUACUUUUUGAAAUCUCAGUCCUGAUACUAGAUUUUUUUUUUUUUUAAGAAAAAGCCUUUUUUUGCUGAGUGAAUUUUACCAUAAUGUGUGCAAUCUGAAUCUUGGCAAAAGGCACUAGAAAUACAAAAGUCUUCCCAUCUCCUCUGUCCCCCCAAAGCAGAACUUGCCUGAAGGGCUGCUGCGGAUUCCAGCUCUCAUCCCAACCAUGCAAACCUUGUAGAGCCUAUACAUGCUACAAGAGUUUUCUGCCUUCCUUCACAGGGAUUCCUCUGUUUCUGGUGAUGCUGAUGACUUAAUCUAUCUGCAACCCAUUGUACUUGACCGAAGGUCAAAAUCUUCAUGUGGCUGAAGUGGUACCCAGCAUUCAGUCCUUCUGUCAGCACUGGCAGCCCAGUGCUCUAAUCAGUAUUUCAGGAGGAUUUGCUUUUCCUCCCCAAACUCUAUUCUAAAUAAUCACAGCAAAGCUUUCCCAUGAGAAUAACUGGAGGCAGCAAGAGGUAUGCCAUUCUGUUUGAUAUAGGGAGACACAUCAUGUCUAAAAACAAACACAGUUCUCCCUGAAGAGUACUUCUUCAUAGUUUGAGCAAGGUUUUGGGUUCUGGUGUGAGAUCCACAGUAGAGAGCUGUAGGAGCAGGGAGUGCUGUGGCUCCAUUUUGGCAGUUUGAAGUUUAAGCUCUUGGGAGCACUUACGGAGUUUGGGAAAUGUUGUAGAACAGGGAAGGUGCCUGAUACUGGCUACCACAGGUUAAAUAAUGUGUUUCAGUAAGCCUUGGCUGUCAGAGUUAGCCACAAAAGUGGAAUUUCCUUCUGUCAGAAGUAUCAUGUUCCUGACAGCUUUACCAGGCAGGUUUGCUGUAGUUGCCUCAUAGGGCAGAUUAAUUUGGGGUGUUCCUCCACUGUAAUCAGCAGAGCUGCAGAAAGGAUGAAUUUGGCUUGAAACACACGUGUUUGUGUGGUUGUAGGGUUCCACUAUUGCACUGGAAGUAGCCAGGUUAUUUCUGUGCUGCUCCUCUGUCUGUGGUAGUGCUCAGCUGUGAACCUGCUCCUUGUCCUGGGGAAUCCACUCCCAAGAGGAGAAGCACUCCUAGCCCUGUGAAGGGAAUUAUUGGCUGGUUCCGCCCUUACAAAGCCAGUGUUAAUCCUUUCUGUGUUGCACCGAGUGCAAUUAUUUUAUUCCUCUCCUUCCCCCUUCUCACAUGACAUCCAUUGCUGGCAAUGGACACAAACCAAUGGCGUCAAGGAGUUAAUCACAUCUGCCCUGGGGUACACAGUGUCUCCUGAAGCGCUCAGAAUGUUUAGGUGGGUAUUUAGGGUUUCCUUUUUAUAGAUCAUUAAAUUAAGAGAGCAAACGCUGAGCAGAUAUAUAUAUUUUUUCGUUGCUGUGAUGCCAGUAUUAUGAAACCAGAGAAGCACUAUGUUGUUUGUCAGUCCUGAUGGUCUCACAUGUGUAGACCCAGGCAAAAUAGUCAACUUGUGUAGUGCAGGGGGACAAAAAGAGAUGAGCUUUGGUGAAUUAGAACAAGAACUGCAAGGUGUAGGUAAGAGCUGGGAUUUCAUUCCGCAUCUGGAGGCACUCAAGGCCAGGCUGGAUGCACCCCGGGCAGCCCGAUCUGGUGGGUGGCAGCCCUGCCCAUGUCAGGGGGUAGGAGCUAGAUGAUCUAUAAGGUCUCUUCCAACCUAAGCCAUUCUAUGAUCCUGUGAUGUCCCCGCUUUGGCCCUAGUCCUGUCAGAGUCAUGCAGUACCCAGAGCUGGGCUGUCCUCUCUCAGCACAGUGUGGCUGUGGUGUGAUGCUGCAUCUUAUCCCCCCGCACCAUCUGAAACCCUCAGCUUCAUAGAAGCAUCCCUAGGAUCCCCGCUUUCUCCUUAGCUGCUACAAAACUCUUAAAAAUGUCAAAAGGAGUUAGCAGCAUCAUCUGGUGACUCCAUAUCAGCUGCAGGUGGGACUAAAGGAGGAAGAGUUCACAGAACUAACUUGGUGCGCAGCCAUGUGUCGUGACUGCAGAAGCUCCCCACCGAAUGGCACAGUUCUUGCAUGGUGAUGUAAUAUUUAGGUGCUCAGACUAUGGAGGGAUUUCCCAGCAGCAUACAACAUCUUAUUCUGUUAUCCUCAUUGCCUAUUCCAUUGUAACCAUUACUCUGGUUUGCUUUCCAGCGAUAUCUGAUGUGUACCACCUAGAUACUGCAUAGUCACUUAGUGACUUGUAACUUACACCCAGAAGUGCACUUUAUUUGCAGUUUGAACACCAGAAACAGGAAGGGACCCAACAAAUUAUUGAGCAAUUUCAAAUAAUUCCCUGGACAACAAAUGUUAUUGCAGGGUUUGCUUUAAUACCAUAUACCUAACACAGCAGGGUUAGCUAGACUUCUUGCUAAGCAAUGUGGCUUUGUCUCUUCUGCAAAAUCUCUCUUUUUAAUACAUGUGAUGCUUCUUACAACAUCUUACAGGAGAAGUGCCCAGAGCACGUUACCGGGGUGUUGGUGGCAGCUCAGCGUGAACUCAGGAGCUGGACUGAAGUGGUAGAGACACUUCCGUUAUGAAGGAAAAAAAAAAACGCACAAGGCCUAACCAUUUGUUUGUAUGUGUAUCUUCCUUGGUAGAUUAAAGUUGCCUGUUUUGAGUUCACCAGCAAUAAAAAAAACUUGUGAUUUAUCCACCUUGUCCUAACUCUGCAGCAAGAAGGAGAGGGGAGCCCUGUGCUGCUUUUUGAGGGGGGUGGGGAAUGGGAGCGGUGGGUUUUGGGCUCCAAGUACCUCAACGUUCUGCUUUUGCCUCCCUUGCAUUGCUUAUCCCUCACGCUGUCCACCCUAAGGGGUGUACACGUACAUGAUAAAAUACAGUUCUGUGUCCUCGGCACAAGGAGCAGUUCAAGCACUGUCGUGAUCAUGUCUGUGCAUAUUGCAGUGAUCUUGCCAGAGGGAAACAGUUGGUUCGAAGCAGGACUAGACCACGUUGUUAUCUUGGCAUUAUAAUUGAGAGAAAUGUGUACAUAUGUACCAGGUAUAAUUAUGCCUUUGGUCUGAGCGCAUUUUCUAAUUAAAGCAGAAUAAUUGAAUCAA
Molecule: messenger RNA, 7791 nt
Organism: Numida meleagris (helmeted guineafowl)
Lineage: Eukaryota; Metazoa; Chordata; Aves; Galliformes; Numididae
Gene: TMEM229B
Product: transmembrane protein 229B
Exons: 3
Coding region: 3599-4102 (167 amino acids)
Source: RefSeq, a predicted model, not a curated record